GACAGAGACCAGAGCUUCGGGCAGCAGGCCCCGGGGCCACCUGAGCUCUUCCCAGGCCCAGCGAGCUCCUGCUGGCCUCGGAGGUGCCCGAGGUUCCGGCUUUAACCUCAGCUCUCACCCAGGGGGCGCCAUCUUGGUCCCUUUAAAGCAGGGACGGACGCACGGACGCCAGCGCCCCGCCCGGCGGGCGCGCACGAACCACGCCCAGGGCCGCCCAGCACCCGCCUCGCGCCUCGCGCCCCUGCCCCUUCAACCUCCAGACCCCUUCCCAUCACUCCGCGGGGUGACGCGGCCGCGGGCGGCGACGGCCACUGUCUCGGCGAGCAGCGGAGGGGCAGCAGUGUAGCCACUAUGGGGGCCCAGCUGAGCACGUUGGGGCGUGUGGCGCUCUCGCCGGUCUGGUUCCUCUACAGCCUGUUCAUGAAGCUGUUCCAGCGCUCCAGGCCGGCCAUCACCCUCGAGAGUCCCGACAUCAAGUACCCGCUGCGGCUCAUUGACAGGGAGGUCGUCAGCCAUGACACCCGGCGCUUCCGCUUUGCCCUGCCAUCCCCACAGCACAUCCUGGGCCUGCCCAUCGGCCAGCACAUCUACCUCUCGGCUCGAAUUGAUGGGAACCUGGUCAUCCGGCCCUACACGCCCGUUUCCAGUGACGAUGACAAGGGUUUUGUGGACCUGGUCAUCAAGGUCUACUUCAAGGACACCCAUCCCAAGUUUCCUGCUGGGGGGAAGAUGUCCCAGUACCUGGAAAGCAUGCAGAUUGGAGACACCAUUGAGUUCCGGGGCCCCAAUGGGCUGCUGGUGUACCAGGGCAGAGGGAAGUUCGGCAUCCGGCCCGACAAGAAGUCCAGCCCUGUGACCAAGACAGCCAAGUCGGUGGGCAUGAUCGCAGGAGGGACAGGCAUCACACCCAUGCUGCAGGUGAUUCGUGCCAUCAUGAAGGACCCGGAUGACCACACCGUGUGCCACCUGCUCUUUGCCAACCAGACUGAGAAGGACAUCCUGCUGCGGCCAGAGCUGGAGGAGCUGAGGAACGCACAUUCCACUCGCUUCAAGCUGUGGUACACACUGGACAGGGCCCCCGAGGGCUGGGACUACAGCCAGGGCUUUGUGAACGAGGAGAUGAUCCGCGACCACCUCCCGGCGCCGGGUGAGGAGACGCUGGUGCUGAUGUGUGGGCCACCACCCAUGAUCCAGUUUGCCUGCCUGCCCAACCUGGAGCGCCUGGGCCAUGCCAAGGAGCGCUGCUUCACCUUCUGAGCGCAGGGGACCCACUGACACCUCCGCCACCUCCAUCCACACCCGCGUUGCCACCUGUCCUUCCCUCCCACCCACAAUGCCUCAUGCUAGCCUGCCUUGUGCCCCAGGACCUGGGUUCAGCCUGGCCUGCCCGUGCCCUGGUGGUGCUGCUGGGGACACUCUUGUCCCUGCCCUCUGAACCCCGCCCCAGGCCCUGGGUUGAGGUCACCAGCACCGUCUUCUGCCUGCCACUCUCGGCGUGGAAAGGGUGGGGAGUCCAGAGUUUGGGGACCAGAGACCCAGCCUGCCACCUGUCACGCCACCCUCACUGACACUACAGGAGAUGACCAACACCUCCAGAUGUCCCCUCCCCAGAGCCCACAGGCCCUGCCGGCUACAGCCAGGCUCUCAUGGGACCUCAGCAUUUCUCCAGCACCCCCAAACUCUACUCAGGCGGCCCUGGGUGCCCAAGUCGCCAGCCUGGCAGAGUGCAGAGGUCCCCAGCCCCAAUGGCAGACACAGUCACAUGGUGCCUCUGCCCUGUACCUGCUGUCCUGCCCCCUGAGGGGGGACCUGCGAGGUGCCUCUUGUCUGACAGAUGUCCUUGGUGGCCUUUAGUUGACAGCUGUGUCCGCCUCUUGCAUAGUGGCUUUUUUCAGAGUCAUUUAUGAGCAGAAAAAGUAUUGAAGUAAAACUUUGCUACUAUUAA
Molecule: messenger RNA, 1945 nt
Organism: Heterocephalus glaber (naked mole-rat)
Lineage: Eukaryota; Metazoa; Chordata; Mammalia; Rodentia; Bathyergidae
Gene: Cyb5r3
Product: cytochrome b5 reductase 3
Cellular component (GO): mitochondrion
Molecular function (GO): FAD binding; oxidoreductase activity
Source: RefSeq, a predicted model, not a curated record